GAAAAAUGAGGUUCUGGACCUAGUUUGGACAAUUGGUUGCCAGGUCAACACGUAAGCUGAGAAAUAUGAGAUUGUUUUACACGCUCAUUCAUCAUAUUUAUGAGUAGCUUCUUUUACACGUAGAAGAAGGACUGAGUAAUUAAGUAGUAACAAUGAAAGAAUCCAUGAGUAUUGUUGCUGCUCCUGCAACCAUUCUUUUUAUUGUGUUACUUGCCCUUUUAACCAUUAAUAGUAGCUUCUGCAGUGGACGAUCUGACUUGGGAUCCUUCAAGCGUGAGAAACAAGAUAGUUUAAGGUUUAAUCAAGAGCUAAAAGAUCCUUCCAAUCGCCUUGACACUUCCGACUCCGACCUCCCUCGUAGAACUCUUAAAGCAGCUUACGGGCAGCCAAAAACGGUUGGUUUCCUACAACUUGUAACAGGCGUCAAACAACUUCCAUGGAAGAAUCUUCAAUAUCUUGACCUUCGUUCCAACUUGUUUGAAGGACCAAUUCCAGUUCCGCCACCUGACAUGAAAGUCUUUUUAGUAUCAAACAAUAAUCUGACAGGAGAAAUACCUCAUUUAAUCUGCAAUAUUAAUACCCUUGAAGUUCUUGAUCUUUCCAACAAUAGCUCGACGGGUACCAUUCCAGAAUGCUUGGGACACUUCAGCAACAGUUUGCGCGUGUUGGAUCUGCAGGAGAAUAAGUUUUAUGGCAACAUUCCUGGAGCAUUUACAAAGGGCAAUGACUUGAGGACCCUCAACUUCAAUGGCAAUGAAUUGAAAGAGCCAAUCCCAAAAUCUUUGCUUAAUUGUGAAAAGUUGGAAGUCCUAGAUUUGGCAAAUAACAAAAUAAACCAGUCCUUCCCAAAAUGGUUGGGAAGCCUUCCGGCAUUAAAGGUUCUUGUUCUUCGUUCUAAUAAAUUUUAUGGUCUUGUAACGGAUCCUAAAGCCAAUAGUACCUCUUUCUCUAAGUUGAGAAUUUUUGAUAUCUCGAACAACAAUUUUAGUGGUUCAUUACCUGUGAGUUAUUUUUGAGACAGGUAUUAUGAAGAUUCAGUGACGCUUGUAGUGAAAAAGCUUGAGGUUAAACUAGUGAAAAUUCUUACUAUUUUCUGUACCGUUGAUUUCUCGAAUAAUAGCUUUAAUGGUACGAUUCCAGAAGUAAUUAGAAAGCUUCAAGCACUUAAUCACCUCAACCUUUCUCAAAACUGUCUUACAGGUCAGAUUCCUCCAUUGUUGGGCAAUUUGGGAGGAGUCGAAUCCUUAGACCUUUCUUCAAACAAACUUGGCGGGAGAAUUCCAUGGCAGUUAACUAAUUUGACAUUUCUCUCUGCGCUGAACCUGUCACAUAACCAACUUGUGGGACUUAUUCCUCAAGGGAACCAAUUCAACACCUUCUCAAGUGAUUCGUAUGAAGGAAACUUGGGAUUAUGUGGACCUCCAUUAACAGAAUGCAGCGACCCUUCCUAUCCACCUCAUAUUGAGGAUGAUACAGACUCUAAAAAAGAUUUUGGUUGGAAAGUUGUGUUGAUGGGUUAUGGAUGUGGGACGGCGUUUGGGUUGAUUAUUGGAUGUCUUGUGUUUACAACAAGAAAGCCUCAAUGGCUUGUAAACGCAGUUGAAGGGAAUUCCCACAAAACGGUGAGAAGGAUUAAAAACAAACAGAGAAGAAGAAGAAAUUAGUGUUUGAAAGUAGUUUUCUCCUUUUUAUAUCAUCUAUCAGCCAUACAUAAUGUAAUCGACUUUAGCAAUAGCAAACUGUUUUCUCCUUCUGCCUCAGUA
Messenger RNA from Pistacia vera, 1763 nucleotides. Its product is annotated as receptor like protein 27-like. Gene Ontology annotation, molecular function: protein binding. Bases 153 to 1016 code for a protein of 287 amino acids. The transcript is spliced from 2 exons. The record is from RefSeq and is a predicted model, not a curated record. NCBI's taxonomy places the organism in Eukaryota, Viridiplantae, Streptophyta, Magnoliopsida, Sapindales, Anacardiaceae.